GCGGAGACGCUGGGCAGGGAAGGGAAGGAGGGAGAGGUCCGGCGGCGGCGGCGCGCGCGGGAUGGGCCGCGGCUGAGGAAAGCAAAAGGAUAAGAGAAUGGAUCCAUCAUCCGGGGCCAGAUCAAUUGUUGUUCAGGUGGAGGGAAUGACAUGCAGUUCUUGCGUGCAGACAAUUGAGCAGCAUAUUGGGAAACUAAAUGGAGUUCACGUCAUUAAAGUUUCUCUGGAUGAGAAGAACGCAACCAUUGUUUACAACCCCAAAGAGCAAAUCCCAGAAUCACUCCAGGAAGCCAUUGAAGACAUGGGGUUUGAUGCUGUUCUUGGCGACACCAACCCACAGUUCGUUCCACAUGACACCACUUUUCUUACAAUUCCCACCCAGGCAACUCUAACCUGCGAACAGAUUCGUACCGACCUCCUAAAGAUCAAAGGCAUUCUGGAUGUGAAAAUCUCUUCUGACAAAACAACCCUAGUUGUAACCUUCAUCUCUUCUAUUCUAAAUAGCAAACAGAUUAAUCAAAUAGUACCGGGAUUAAAUUUGGACAAUGCAGUGCAAGAUAAAAAUCAAGGAACAUGUGAAGAUGUAAGUUUAAACCAAAUAAAUGAGGUGGUGUUAAGAAUGAAAAUAGAGGGGAUGACCUGUCAUUCCUGUACGAGCACCAUUGAAGGAAAAAUUGGCAAAUUGCAAGGAGUCAAGCGAAUUAAAGUUUCCCUGGAUAAUCAGGAAGCCAUGGUCGCUUACCAGCCUCACAUCAUUACAUCAGAAGAAAUAAAGAAGCAAAUAGAAGCGGCAGGAUUCAGCGCCUCCGUAAAGAAAAUGCCUAAACCGCUCCAGCUCGGUUCUAUUGAUAUAGAGCGGCUCAAGAGCAGCCAAACCAAACGCUCGGAAAGGACCCCGCAGGAAAGUUCAGAAGACAAGCUGGAUGCGAAGACCAUCACCUUCCGCGUGGAUGGCAUGCACUGCAAUUCGUGUGUGUGCAAUAUUCAGAGCAGCCUCUCGGCACUUCCUUCGGUGAUCGGCGUCACGGUGUCUUUGCCAGAGAAGUCGGCCGUCGUCCAGUACAACCCCAACCUCGUCAGCCUCAGUGCGCUCAGAAGGGCGAUUGAAGCCGUCUCCCCGGGGACUUUCAAGGUCUGUGUUUUGGAUGCCCACGAAAAGGCCGAGCACCUGAACAACUCCAGAUCUCCAUCGAAGUCUUCUCUCCCGGCAGCUGCUCACAGCAUCGGGCCUCACCCCCUGAUGCUGGUGACCGUCAUCCGCAUCGAAGGAAUGACUUGCCACUCAUGUGUGCAGUCAAUUGAGGGGCUCAUUUCACAAAAACCUGGUGUGAAGUCAGUCUCUGUGUCGUUGCGGGACCGUAAUGGGACUAUUGAAUAUGACCCAACACUGACCUCUCCAGCCGAUUUAAAAACCUCAAUUGAAGACAUGGGCUUUGACGCAUCCAUAGCUGUGCCAGCAAGCCCAGAGCCCGUGGUGCUAAUCACUGAGCCUUCCCAGGAGAGGCUGGCUAGAACAAAAGAAAGCCAGCUGCCCAAAACAGUCGCUCAUCCCAACCUGUCGCCAGUUCCGAACAGAUCGGGUUUGAAGGCACCAUCCAAAUGCUACAUUCAGAUCACUGGCAUGACUUGCGCUUCCUGCGUGGCAAACAUUGAGAGGAACCUGAAGAGAGAAGAUGGAAUAUGCUCUGUGCUCGUUGCCCUGAUGGCUGGGAAGGCUGAAGUGAGAUACGACCCUUCCGUCAUCCAGCCCCCAACGGUAGCCGAGAGGAUUAGAGAACUGGGGUUUGGUGCUCUGGUGCUGGAGGAUUAUGAUGAAGGAGAUGGCAUCUUGGAACUAGUUGUAAGAGGGAUGACUUGUGCCUCGUGUGUUCAUAAAAUAGAAUCUACCCUGAUGAAAACCAAAGGGGUUUUGUACAGCUCCGUGGCUCUUGCAACCAACAAAGCCCAUGUCAAGUAUGAUCUGGAGGUCAUUGGCCCUCGAGAUAUUAUACAGAUUAUACAGAAUCUAGGAUUCAAUGCUACAUUGGUAAAGAAAGACCGAUCUGCUAGCCACUUAGACCACAAGCAGGAAAUAAGACAGUGGAAACAGUCCUUCCUUGUAAGCCUCAUUUUCUGCAUCCCUGUAAUGGGGCUCAUGAUUUACAUGAUGGUGAUGGACAGUCACAUGUCAGCCAUGUACAAGGCUUCUAACCUGACUCAAGAAGAAAUAGAAGCUCACCACCCAUCAAUGUUUCUGGAGCAGCAGAUUCUUCCCGGGCUGUCGGUUAUGAAUUUGCUCUCCUUUUUAUUGUGUGUUCCUGUUCAGUUCUUUGGAGGCUGGCACUUCUACAUUCAAGCCUACAAAGCCCUGAAGCAUAAAACAGCUAAUAUGGACGUGCUGAUUGUUCUGGCCACGACCAUCGCCUUUGUCUACUCCUUUGUCGUUCUUCUGGUUGCAAUGGCCGAGCAGGCAGUGGCCAAUCCUGUAACUUUCUUUGACACACCUCCAAUGCUCUUUGUGUUCAUUGCAUUGGGCCGCUGGUUGGAGCACGUGGCUAAGGGCAAAACAUCGGAGGCCCUUGCGAAGCUAAUUUCACUACAAGCAACAGAAGCAACUAUUGUUACUUUAGGUCCAGAUAAUAUCCUCAUGAGCGAAGAGCAAGUGGAUGUUGAACUAGUUCAGCGGGGUGACAUCGUGAAGGUGGUCCCAGGCGGCAAGUUUCCCGUGGAUGGCCGAGUGAUUGAAGGACACUCGAUGGUAGACGAAUCACUUAUCACAGGUGAAGCGAUGCCCGUGAUGAAAAAACCUGGAACUUCAGUCAUAGCAGGUUCGAUUAAUCAGAAUGGAUCCCUGUUGAUCUCGGCAACCCAUGUUGGGUCUGACACUACUCUCUGCCAGAUCGUAAAGCUUGUAGAAGAAGCUCAGACAUCAAAGGCACCAAUUCAGCAGUUUGCUGACAAACUGAGUGGCUAUUUUGUUCCUUUCAUUGUUGGUGUUUCUGUGAUUACGCUUCUUGUUUGGAUUGUGAUUGGCUUUGUCAAUUUUCAAGUGGUAGAAACCUAUUUUCUUGGUUAUAAUAAGAGCAUUUCCAAAGCAGAGGUCGUGAUCCGCUUUGCUUUUCAAGCCUCCAUCACCGUGCUGUGUAUUGCCUGCCCUUGUUCCUUGGGAUUAGCAACUCCAACGGCUGUGAUGGUGGGAACUGGCGUGGGAGCACAAAACGGCAUCUUGAUCAAAGGCGGAGAACCACUGGAGAUGGCACACAAGGUUAAAGUUGUGAUGUUUGAUAAAACAGGAACCAUCACCCAUGGAACUCCAGUGGUGAUGCAGAUGAAGAUGCUAGUGGAGAGUAACCGGAUACCACGCAAGAAAGUCUUGGCACUGGUGGGAACAGCGGAGAGCCACAGUGAGCACCCUUUGGGAGCAGCAAUCACAAAAUACUGCAAACAGGAAUUGGAUGCCGAUACCCUUGGGACGUGCACUGAUUUCCAGGUGGUGCCCGGCUGUGGUAUUAGCUGUAAAGUUACCAAUAUUGAAGCCUUACUCCGUAGCAAGAGUGAAACUGUGGAAGAGACCAAUGUCAGGAACGCUGCUCUAGUGAUCAUGGAUGAGCCCCUCCUGCAGCCAGCUUUGAUCAUCAAUGAGCAGAUGCCAGACACAUGGAUGUCGCACAAGUAUUCUGUUCUCAUUGGAAACCGAGAGUGGAUGUCUAGGAACGGCCUUCUUCUCAGAAGUGAUAUUGACGAAGCCAUGACGGAGCAUGAGCGCCGUGGCCGCACGGCGGUUCUGAUAGCUGUGGAUGGGGAGUUGUGUGGCCUGGUAGCCAUUGCUGACACCGUGAAGCCCGAAGCGGAUCUUGCUGUGCGGACUCUGAAGGGAAUGGGUUUGGAGGUGGUUCUGAUGACGGGGGACAAUGGCAAAACCGCCAGGUCGAUUGCUUCACAGGUUGGCAUCACCAAAGUAUUCGCUGAAGUGCUCCCCUCCCACAAAGUUGCCAAAGUGAGGCAGCUGCAGGAAGAAGGGAAACGGGUGGCUAUGGUGGGCGAUGGCAUCAACGAUUCCCCAGCCCUGGCCAUGGCUAAUGUUGGCAUUGCCAUCGGCACAGGCACAGACGUGGCUAUAGAAGCAGCUGACGUGGUUUUGAUCAGGAAUGAUUUGCUGGAUGUGGUGGCAAGCAUAGAUUUAUCACGGAAAACUGUUAAAAGGAUACGGAUCAACUUUGUCUUUGCCCUCAUAUACAAUCUCAUUGGUAUUCCUGUCGCUGCAGGUGCCUUCCUGCCGAUUGGUUUGGUUCUGCAGCCUUGGAUGGGCUCCGCAGCGAUGGCGGCCUCCUCUGUGUCCGUUGUGUUGUCUUCUCUGCUGCUAAAACUUUAUAAGAAGCCUACCUGCGAGAAGUAUGAGCGCCAUGCCCGCACUCAGGUGAGGUGCAAGAGCACGUCAGAAAUCAGUGUCCACAUUGGGAUCGACGAGGUUGGACCAGGGUCUCCGAAACUGAGCCUCAUGGACCGAAUUAUCCACUACAGCCAAGCCUCCAUCAGCUCCCUCUUCUCCGACAAGCACUCCCUCAGCAACAUCGCCCUGAGCGAGCCCGACAAGCAUUCGCUCCUGGUUGGGGACUCCCGGGAGGAAGACGACACGACCGUCUGAAGAGGUGGAGCAGGGCCGAGGGCUCCUCGGCCGUUUGGGGCGUCUCUUGGGCUUGGCCUGUUCGGCUGAAUGGGGGUCCUCCCCCCCGGGAGAUCAGUGUGUUCAACCCUGUUUUGCCCCUCUUAGCAGCCAGAACGGGACAAAAGAUUCCAAAAUGGAGCAGAACCUGGAUGUUCUGUCCCCCCUCGCCUCCGUCCGAGCGAUGGCUUAAUUAGCCGGCACUAUCAGCUCUGGCAGAAAACUAGUGAGCUUCUGCCAAGUGUCUCUGUUAUCUCCCUCGAUGCCGAUGAGUCACCCAGGAACAAACAGUACUUCAGCUCUUAGUUAAGCAGUUGAUUUGCCUGCUAUGAAGAGGCAUAGCAGCCCUUGCUGCUUUUAUAUCCUGUGGGGUGUGGCUCCAUGACUCAGCACUUCCUCGGCCUGCCCCACCCCUGCUUCUGUUGUUCCCGCCUCUCCUGCCUAUGAAACCUAGGGUCCAGCCAGGCCUGAUUGCCGUCAGCCGGGUCUGGAGGCGUGGCCUGGGGGGGGAAAGAGUCGGGACGGAGGCCUCAUUAUUUUUAUUUUUAUUUUUUUUUAUUUACAUUUAUAUCCCGCCCUUCUCCAAAGACUCAGGGCGGCUUACAGUGUGUAAGGCAAUAGUCUCAUUCUAUUUGUAUAUUUACAAAGUCAACUUCCUCCACCUGGCCUGCCUCUGGCUCCUGGAGCUGAGCCAGGGAAACCGGUGCUCCCGAGGUAAGUCCUGACAGCCCUUCCCCCUCACUUUACAAGUCACUUUCUGGCAAGAGGCCCGGCUCAAGGGGUGCAGACGCAACACCGGAGCUACAAUACUGAGUUGCUUUUCAAGUUGAUUUCUUGGGGAAGAAGCCAAAAUAAGGAUAUCUUCUGGCUGCUACCAGCAGAUAGUUUCUAGGUCUUGAUCUUAUUCUCCCAUUUGCCAAAGACAUGUGCCUUACCUCCACUCUUCCCAAGCAGAGGCAUUCUCAGGGAAGGUCACCUCUGGACCUGGGAAAGAGAGAAAGCAGAGCGGUCCUUCUUGGCCUACUCCAGACUGGACCCUCUUCCUCCUCCUCCUCCUCCUCCUCCUCCUCCUCCGCCUGUUGGAAGCCAGUCAGGCCUUCUGGGCCUCAGCAGGACUCCAUCUCGUCUGUCCCGCCCUCCUUUGUGGCUCGUGAGGAAUGUCGGAAGAGACUCUUGGGAUCAGCUUGCCCUUCCACUGCCUGAUUUGCAGGGAUCAAAGCUGUGCCACCUCUUCCCUUGUUUUGGGAGUCCAGCAAAACCAGCUCUUCCUUUUUCCUCUGACCAUCACCCAGACCUCUAAAGAGCUGAGCUUGCCGCUUGCCGCCUCCCUCGUGUUCCCGGCCUUUCUCAUGGGUUUCUCUCCUGUUAGCUGAGAGGACUCAGAGGCAGCAGCCUCCUCCCGGCAAGAGCUGCCUUCCUCCAACACCGACUUCAAAGGACACGAUUUGGCUUGAUUGUGAAUAGCUGCCUGGAGAACAAAAUGGGCCUUGUUGCUUUCAUAAUUUUGAAUUAGUGAGAAUUGCAAGAAUUAGCCCUGAAAGAUCAGUGGUGUCUUUUUACCUGACGAUGGACUUGUCUUCAUUUAAAGCGGUGAGAUACACCUAUCAGGAUCAAAGUUCAUGGAAAAAAUGGUUUACUUAAUUUUCAGUUUGGUUUAAGCCACACAAUUUAGGCAUUUUAAUACCCCUUAUAAAACCAUUUGGAAUAUCCAGCUAAAGAAACAGAGCCCAAGCCACAACUUUUCAAAAUCCUUUCUCCUCUUUUAGCCCUCUGGGAGUGGCCUCCAGAAGAGAGAGGGAGGGGGCUCAGAAAAUGGCAGGGAUUGUGCUGACAGUACACAAAGAACUGCAAAAUUCUUCAUAGAUUAGUAAAAAUCCACUUCCAGGGGUGUCUUGCACUAUUUAUUUAUCUUUCCUGUGAGUUGCACACAAAAAACAUCCUUGUUGCAUCCACUAAGGACUCCAAGAGAAAGUGGAAAAGUAAGAUUGUGUCCAGGGAGAAUUAAACAUUUCCUCCUGAAGUCCCCCACCCCCCUUCCCGAGCCUGCUGGAAGUGAGUUUUCGCUGUCCAGGCCCUGAUUCUGCUCUUAGCUGCUCAGGUUGUUAGGAAACUGGGCUCAUGCCUGGCUUGCCCCUGCCCAAGAUGACCCUUUCCGGGUGGCUGCGGAUUGUGAUUCCCGAUAUCCGCAGCUUUUCUCCUUCUGUUUGCUGGCCAAAACCUUGCAGCCAGAGGGGCCCAUGACAGGAGCAGCCCUCCGCUUCGAGGAGGCCACUGGCUCUGGGGGAAGAGCAGCAUGGAUGCUUUUGAGAUGGAACAAAGUAAGUUUGGGCUUUUUAAAUGUAUAUAAAAAAUUCUGUUCACAGAGCGGGGCAUGUUAUUAUAUAUUAACGAAAAUAGUAAGAUGCCUCAACUUAGUCAGCUGACUAGUAUGACGUAGUAUGAAAACUGAAAAUUCUCACGGUGUGGUGAAUUGAAUUCCGUCGUUUCAUCCCUUUUUUUCCCUAAAUCUCUUUCCUCCUCCAGUUCUCUGUCAUGUCGGCAUGCCUCGGUAAGAUGGCAGUUGGUUAUUCCUGUUUGUGAAUAAGGUUUUAUACUUGACUUCGUUUCAAAGAACCAAAAGUUGCUUCUUUGCCUUGACUGUGCAAAGCUCGUGGAAAAUGUAAAGUUGCUGUUUGUGUAAAGAAAAGUCCCUUUCCUGCCUCAAGCCCCCUUGUUUAUCAGGAGUCUUAGAUGAUCAGAUGUCAGCCGAACAGCUUCAAAAGCAGGUUUUAGAAGAAGCUUGGCAUUCCAUUUAAAUGUAUUUAUUUUGGUUAUUUGCUUCUGCUAGCUCCAUGUAUCUGAAACAUGUUUUUCUGAUUUAUUUAAAUUAUUAGACAAAGUGUAUAUGCAGCCAUAUAUGCAAGUCAGGAUUUCCUGCUUUCUGUCUGGCUUUUAAAAAGGCCCUUCUCCUUCCCUUCCCAGCUGGUGUCCCCUUCUUUUAAAAUACUGCCCAUCCAUAUCUCCCUUUGGUCUCCACCGGUGGUGGGCAUUUCAGGCAGGACCCAUUUAAAAAAAAUGCUGAAAAAGUGCUUCAGGGAGAGCAGCGUUAGUGAAGGCGUUUUUAAUGUCCUUUAGCCUCUUGGACCUUCCAAGGCAGCCUCCGGCCUCUUAAAAUGCUUCCCAUCCUUCCUGGUGCCUGACAUCCUCCUCUGGCCUCCUUCAGCAGCAUGGCUGCUUAUAAUGCAAGCGGCAGUCCAAGCAUUUUUGCAGGCUCCCAAGUCACAAAAGAGGGGAUGCUUCCAGAGCAGACUUCUCACUCCAGCGAUGUAUCAAUAGUUCUCGGCUCAGUAGCCGUCAUUCAGACCAAAAUUUUGGUCAUAAGUAAUUACAGUCGUACCCAUAUGACCUAACCCACUUUUUCAAUUGUUUUUACAGUAGUGAUUGAGGGAGUCACAUAUGGUUGUUAAAUGAAUCCAUUGUUCUGAAUGGACAUUUUCCCAAAAAGCAUUGCAAAUUGCAGUCACGUGACCAUCGGACACGUCAGCCGGUUGGUUGCCAAGCACCCAAAAUGAAGUCAUUUGACUGGGUGGGUGGGUGGGGGGUCUGUGACAUUUUAUGACAACUGGAAGUGCUUUACAGUUGUAAGUCUUACUGGUCACAAGUCAAGGGUUUCCUUCUGUACAUCUUCUGCAAAGAUACUUCAGUGCAUCCAAAAUUAAAAUAAUGCAGGGCUGGUUUUAUUGCAUUUAUGAUGGUAUUUCUGAAGAUUUUGAUGUCUGUUCUGCACAUUCCAUGGCGGCAGACAUUUGACCUGCGGCUGCUGCUCAUCCCAGUCUUGUUAAGGAGGCCCAUCGGAGACAGAGACCGUUGACCAAACGUUUUGGGUAAAUGGAGAAAACAGCCAGGAGUCGUUCUUCAGAGGCCUUGUGAUCAGAAUCGUCCUUCACAAAUGAAGGCAAAUGCCUUCCCCUUUUUCUCCACGUUGAAAAACUAACUGCGUGGGGUUGUUUUUUUAAAAAGCUAGAACAGUUUUUGCCUCUUUGUUUCCUGCAGUCAAAAGCUGAAGUCCCAAAUCUGCUGAUUCCAUUUUCAGGAACCAGUCCAAGGUCGUUGAAAGAAAGCUAAAAAGAACUUUAAGCAAUUGUGUGCAAUAUUAGUUUAUGUGGAGCAUAUGUCAUGAUCUUCUCAAGAAUGUGCCUUCACUUCUAUAAAUGUUAUUAUGCUGGAACAUUAAAUGAUGUGUUACAUUUUUCUUUUAAUGAUACUUUCUGCUUAGAAAAAUAUAUUGUAGCUAAAUAUUCUCUCCCCUCAGAAUUAUUUAUUGCCCUCUUGAACAUCGUCUCCUUUCAUAGAAUUAAGGAGGAUUGAAAAUCAAAGUGUCCAGUCAUCUGCUCGCCCAAGCUUCUGGUUGAAAUACUUCUGGCAAAAAAGCGGGUACUGCAAAGGGGGAAUGACUCACAGUUAGAUAGUAGGGAAAUCUCACCUGGAGCUCUUGGAUGAAAUCGGCUUCCAUAUGCAUCGUUUUAACCCCCUUCUUUCUGGUUAUAUCUCGGGGAGCAGCUCUGAACAAUUCAGCCUCUUCUCCAUUUCAGUCCUUCAGAUCAUCAGGAGCCGUGGUAGUGCAGUGGUUAGAGUGCAGUACUGCAGGCUACUUCUGCUGACUGCCGGCUGACUGCAAUUUGGCAGUUCAAAUCCCACCAGGCUCAAAGUUGACUCAGCCUUCCAUCCUUCUGAGGUGAGUAAAAUGAGGACUCAGAUUGUUGGGGGCAAGAGGCUGGCUCUUUAAACUGCUUAGAGAGGGCUGGAAAGCACUGUGAAGCGGUAUAUAAGUCUAAGUGCUAUUGCUAUCAUGUCCCCCUCAGAGUAUUACGAAAAAGUUGAGCAUAUUCAAUGCCUCCAACUUGUGGAGGGCCAUAAAUUCUCCACCAGAAGCACCCCCCCCCCCAUGUCCUAAUAUGUUUGUUAUCUCUUGUAAAGAGAUCCAACAGUGCAGAAAUAUUGCUCAAGAAAAGAAACAUCAAUAUUUCAGGUUUCUGGCCAUCUUUAUCAAAAUCCGCUCAUACCUAUAGAUAGUCCUUGGUUAACAAUAGUAAUUGGUACAGGAGCUCCAUUGCUAAGUGAUGCGAUCAUAAAGUUCAGUGUCGCACAACUGCGUCAACUUACAGCAGCCAUUCCAGUUGCAGUUAUUAGGUGAAUCCCUUGCAGUCAUUAGGCAAGACAUCUCAUGAUUCCCAUUUGUGACUUCCUGCUGGCUUCCCCAAUGACUUUCUUUGUUGGAAGUGGUCAUUAACUAAGAACUAUCUUAUGUGGAAGCUGGGGCGGGGGGGAAAUCCCUUAAUUCUUGAAGCUUUUGUGAAACCCUUUAAAUUAUUUGCUAUUACAUGGAUUCACUUUCAGGUCACUAGAUUACUUUAUCUAUGGCUCAUAAUGAAUUUGUAUUGACUUCAGAACAAAAUAUAUAACUGAAAGUAUGUCAGUUGCUGUAUCCUAAAUAAAAGUCUGAACACUUUCGAGCAGAA
Messenger RNA from Ahaetulla prasina, 10140 nucleotides. It is a transcript of the gene ATP7A, whose product is annotated as ATPase copper transporting alpha. Gene Ontology annotation, molecular function: copper ion binding; ATP binding; ATP hydrolysis activity. The record is from RefSeq and is a predicted model, not a curated record. The coding region runs from base 98 to 4624 and encodes 1508 amino acids. Lineage: Eukaryota; Metazoa; Chordata; Lepidosauria; Squamata; Colubridae. Gene Ontology annotation, cellular component: membrane. The transcript has 23 exons. Gene Ontology annotation, biological process: monoatomic cation transport.